UGUAAACUGUGAUUCCAUCAAACAAAAUCCUAUGAUACGAGACCUUCUUUGGACAAUCUAAAACCCUCCGGCAGCUAAUUUCUCGGCGAUCACAUAAUUCACCGUGAUCAAUGGCGCUUCGAACAGCCAUAGCCAAGCGUCUCUACAAAAAUCGGUUUCUAGGACAAUUUCCGUCAUCUCAAAAUCCUUCGACUGCCGCCAUACCAAAUUUUUAUCACCAGCUAUUGACAUCGCCGGAGAAGUCCUCUUCCACCGCAGACGCUGGAUUAUACCGGCGGCUCUUCCAGUUCCAGCCGAGACAAAUCAACCAAAUGCCGAGAAUUAGCUUGCCGGAACUAUUUUACUUUCCUGUUGGAGAGAAGCGGAGGCAAAAGAUGAACACCUCUGGUUCCGAACGUCUCAGGUUAGACGGUCUGAAGCCUCAGAUUAUGGAGAAUGCAUCGUCUCCUUCAGAUUCCGUCGGAGUAUCCGCGCGUGAUGCUAAGAAAAUCAUAAGGUGUUCACAGUUGCAGAACGUGAGAUCUGCUCUGAAGCUGAUCCCCUCCAAUUCGAUUACCUACUCUGAAUUUGUCACGAUCUGCAGAGACGUGUGUAAUAAUCAUGAUCAAGGCCUCGAGUUUUCGAAACUGUUGGAUGUAGCAGGAGACGUUAUCGUUUUGGGAAACGCCGUCUUCCUCCGUCCGGAUCAGGUUGCAAAAUCAAUGGAGAAAUUAAUCUCACAAUCAAUAUCAACGCCAAAUGACCCAAGGAAGCAAGAACUCGAAGAACUGGAGAUGCAAAAAGCUUUAAUCGAUCAAAAAGCGACAUCCAAAGUUCGUGGUGAGCUCUAUUGUGGUCUAACCUUUCUGAUCGUUCAAACAUUGGGCUUCAUGAGGCUAACUUUUUGGGAACUGAGUUGGGAUGUAAUGGAGCCAAUUUGCUUCUUUGUCACAUCGUUCAACUUUGCAAUUGCUUACAUGUUUUUCUUAAGAACAUCCAAAGAGCCCAGUUUUGAAGGCUACUUUCAACGAAGGUUCAAGGUGAAGCAAAUGAAGAUCAUGGAUGCGUACAACUUCGACAACAAGAAGUACAACGAGCUCUGUAAGGUCUUUUACUCUAAUCAUGAGAGUAAGCUUUCAAGCCUUAAGCACUUUCAUCAUUCAAGAAGUUCAAGAACAGCUAUUGGUUAAAUUUCCUGCACUUUGUUUUGUCGAUUUGAUUGGGCAUGUAAAUAAUUGAAAUUUGAAAUAUGAAUUCUUGUCAAUUUUUUUUAAGGAAUGAUGGGAACAAAUUACAG
Messenger RNA from Lactuca virosa, 1276 nucleotides. Lineage: Eukaryota; Viridiplantae; Streptophyta; Magnoliopsida; Asterales; Asteraceae. The record is from the annotation of a GenBank genome assembly.